AAAGGCGGAUAAAAAAUAGAGUAGUUACUACAAUCGUGAUAUGACAAAUAGCAGAAUUGCUGCUAAUUCCAAAAGAAAAAAAAUAAAUCAAACAUGAAAUUAAAUAAUCAAAAUGGAACUUGCAAUGUAGAUACAUUUAAAUUAAUAUAUGGAAAAUGUUAAAAAAAUAUUGAGUUUCUCCUGUUUUUUACCACUCCUAUCCAAAAGUGAGAGGCAUUGCUAUUGAGAAAUGGCAGUGUCAUCCAUAGGCAAUCUCUUCUCCUUCUUCACACCGUCUAAAGCUCCACCACCCUCCCUCCAAUUCACCACCACUCAUUCAAGACCCAAGCUUGUCUCAUCUUCUGAUUCUGAUGUUACGUCCGUAGUUUGUCCAUCUCUUGCCUACGCAAACACGCUUUACUUCAGAUCAGCUUACAAUGUUCAGGUCAUUGUGGAUGAUAAUGAACCCGAAGAGAAGCUUCUCGGACGCUUUCGCAGGGAGGUCAUGAAAGCUGGAGUCAUCCAGGAAUGUAAACGCAGGAGGUUCUUUGAGAACAAACAGGACAAAGAUAAGCGCAAGUCCCGUGAGGCUGCUCGCCGCAAUCGACGAAGACGUGGCCCACCACCAGGAAGAAGUUUCGGACUGGAUAAGCAAGAGACAACCAAGAGCAAGAGGGAUGAUGAUGAUGACGAUAACUGGGAACUCCCUGAAGGAGGAGGUAUCUCCAAUUGACACUAAUUUUCAGAUCUUUUUUCGUUUUGGCUCUUGGUAGGUUGUGGCUCAUUUUCAAUCCCGGAGAGGCUUUCUACCGAUGUAAUAUUUAUCUGCUCUAUUUUUGCAAUUUUCUAAUGGAAACAUGAUUGUUACCCUUGCUUCAAAGUGUUAGAUUGAUCAACUGCCUUGCUGUAUAUCUGAAGAGACAUCACAUCACAUCACAUAUUCGUGUGAUGCAUUGCUAAUUUAUCAUAGAUGUUUUUAGAA
Messenger RNA from Capsicum annuum, 961 nucleotides. RefSeq names its product 30S ribosomal protein S21, chloroplastic. The transcript has 2 exons. The record is from RefSeq and is a predicted model, not a curated record. The coding region runs from base 230 to 712 and encodes 160 amino acids. Gene Ontology annotation, biological process: translation. Gene Ontology annotation, molecular function: structural constituent of ribosome. NCBI's taxonomy places the organism in Eukaryota, Viridiplantae, Streptophyta, Magnoliopsida, Solanales, Solanaceae. Gene Ontology annotation, cellular component: ribosome.